AGACGCAGAGCCGCCUCUGGGCGGAACCGGAGGAUCUGUGGCCUCCGCGGCCCAAACAUCCUGUGGGAGAGGCAGUCCGUGGAGGUGCGCAUGCGCAGGCCGUCUUCGCCGACCCGGGGAACGCAGACGGGACCGGGGGCUGGGUCCGAGUAGAGCGGGCGCAGGAUGGACGAGGACGUGCUGACCACGCUGAAGAUCCUCAUCAUCGGCGAGAGUGGGGUGGGCAAGUCCAGCCUGCUCCUGAGGUUCACAGAUGACACCUUUGAUCCAGAACUUGCAGCAACAAUAGGUGUUGACUUUAAGGUGAAAACGAUUUCAGUGGAUGGAAAUAAGGCUAAACUUGCAAUAUGGGAUACGGCUGGGCAAGAGAGGUUCAGAACAUUAACUCCCAGCUAUUACAGAGGUGCACAGGGAGUUAUAUUAGUUUAUGAUGUCACAAGAAGAGACACCUUUGUUAAACUGGAUAAUUGGUUAAAUGAAUUGGAAACAUACUGUACAAGAAAUGACAUAGUAAACAUGCUAGUUGGAAAUAAAAUUGAUAAGGAAAAUCGUGAAGUUGAUAGAAAUGAAGGCCUGAAAUUUGCACGCAAGCAUUCUAUGUUGUUCAUAGAGGCAAGUGCAAAAACCUGUGAUGGUGUUCAGUGUGCCUUUGAGGAGCUUGUUGAAAAGAUCAUUCAGACACCUGGACUGUGGGAAAGUGAGAACCAGAACAAAGGAGUCAAGCUGUCACACAGAGAAGAGAGCCAUGGAGGAGGAGCCUGUGGUGGUUACUGUUCUGUGCUAUAAACUCUGGGGAGUCCAUCUCUUGCAUAGUUGAUCAGAUAGUGACAUCUUUCUGUAUAUAAACUCUUAACUGCUUUUAGGGACCUUGCAGUUUGCACAUAAUCCUUUUUAUCAUGGCAGUGAGUAUUUGCAAGAAACCCCCUCAUUGGCUUUCCCAGGUGAAAUGUUAUGGUACGCAUGCACAGUUUGCAGUCUAUAGUUUUUAUGUAACGUAAAAUAGGUGUACCUUCAUGAGUACAUUUGAUUUUAUGAUUUACAUUUAUCAUGUCAUUUUUUAAAAAUAUCAUCUGUCUAGUAUAUGUUGCUGCAAGUCUGCUUUUGUUCUCCUUUUUGCUUAAAUACUCUGAUCAAUUACUGAAUUACUUGGUAUGUAGAACUAGAACCAUGGGAAGGUAUGCAGGUAUCAUCAAGCCUAUCCAGUUUCCCUUGAGGAAUAACAAAGCAUGAUUCUCAGCUUUUCUAGGAUGUUUGAGAGUCUUAGUACUAAGUAUAAUUCUCAGUUCAGAAUGUAGCCCAGGCCAAUUCAUAAUUAAAUCUCUAUUUGUUCUGAUGAUGCUUCCAAAAUAGUAUUGGUAAGUUAAAGCAGUUUGGUAUUUUCAUUUACUCCAGUGAUUAGCCCAGGUAACUGGGCUUUAAUCCAUUGCACACAUUGGGUUCCUGAUCCUUGGUGCAGUGUUUUAGUUACAUGGCUUCUGGAAGGAUGGCAGUAAGGUGGCUUUCCCUCAUCUGGGAUUCAGAAGGACAUGAACAGUGUAACGUCUUCAAAUACUUCCACUUUUAAAACCCAACAUCACAAGUGUUGGUAGUGUUUGUCCAGAUGCCUCACUGUAGCUUGUGUAAUGACUAUCUGUAUCUUAUGGCUUCCAUAAAUGGCCAAUUGCCAUUCAAAAACCUCUGUCUGUGUUUCGAAGGUGGGGGAGAAAACACUAAAUGAUAAUUUGAGAAAGGCGUAUUGCUUCCAGAUUCUGAAUGGUGGGGAAAUGCUAUUACAAUGAGAUUGUUGAUAAUUUACUGUAACAAGUAGCCAAUAGUUUAUUAAAAUCCAACCUGUACAGAAUAAUAAACCUUUUCCACAGUAUUCAGUUUUCUAACUCCUUGUUAUAGUACAUUGUAUGUUUUUUCACUCAUCCAUUAUUUAAUUUACAUUGACCUAUGCUAUUUAUGCUCCAUAAGUAAUAUGUACUUAGGCUAGUCACUGUAUUAUCCCUCAUUAAGAUUCUGAUAUUAAUUUUUGCAGUUAUUCUCUAUGUACAAUGGUAAACGAUAAACAUUUUUAUGUACCUUUGCAAUAUGUGUGUUAGUGGCUUUACUUCAGCUUGGCUUUUUUCUGAACAGGGUGUCUUCAUAUAUGGAAACCUUACAUUUUACUUCAUUUAUACUUGGUAGUCUACAUGUGAUUAGAGCUUUUAUACAUUCUGUAUAUUUUUAUUAAAGAUAAGACUUUUGCUUCUAUAAUGUUAGAGAAAGGUAGCUCACAAUACACUUAUAAUUUGGUCAUGUUGCAUUAAAUUUUAGAUUUAUGUACA
Molecule: messenger RNA, 2309 nt
Organism: Onychomys torridus (southern grasshopper mouse)
Lineage: Eukaryota; Metazoa; Chordata; Mammalia; Rodentia; Cricetidae
Gene: Rab18
Product: RAB18, member RAS oncogene family
Exons: 7
Coding region: 166-786 (206 amino acids)
Molecular function (GO): GTPase activity; GTP binding
Source: RefSeq, a predicted model, not a curated record